AAAAACAACAACUUUUAUAUAUUCUAUAUAAAAGUCCCUUUAUACUUAUAUGUUUUCUAUUCUCUUUACACUUUUGUGGCAAAUUACUUUAUGCUCCAUUAAACCAAAAAACAACAACAACAACAAAUUUAACUUAAAAAAUAGCUAACAAAACCAGGAUUACCUUUUUGUUAAAAUUCUCACGUUAUUCUUAAGAAAAAUUGUUGUUUUUUGUGCCGUCGGCCUUAAACAACAACAACUACUACUACUACAAUAUAAAAGGAUAUAAAUUCCCAAAAAAUGUGGUGUGGCAACUUCUUUAAGUUGCACAGAUUCCAGUACAGCUUCUAGUGAAGAUGCCUCAGAACCUGGUUCUCCCUAUAGUCCUCCUCAUUUGGGUUUAAUAAAUGAGGAACAACAGCAGAACCAACAACAACAACAACAAAACAAUCAACAAUUAAAACUGCAGUUACAGCAGCAACAAUUGGCUUUAAUUAGCAAUAUUAGUUUAACGACUAAAACAACAACAACUACUACAACUAGCACUAGCAGCAAUAUGUCACCCCAAACAAUACUCGUUACAAAUUCUGGGGCAGGCAAUGGAAGCAAUAGCAACAGCUCUAACAAAACUACUGGAGGCACUAGUCAAAACUUACAAAUGGCUGCCACAGCCAACACCUCAACAGCAUCGUCAUCAUGUACAUCAUCAUCAACAGCAACUUCAUUAUGUGUAAGAACUACAAAUCUGCCAGCUUCUUUGACUAUAACGCCCACCAGCAGCAGCAGUAGUAGCUCGAAUACUGGCCACAGCCAUAAAACUAAAUAUACAACAAAUGCAAAAUCCACUUGCAAUACUAAUAACAAUAAUAACAACAACAACAACAACACUGCCACAUUACGUUGUUCAAAUCUACCCACUUUACAAUGGCCUUGGAGUACAACACCAGCAUCAUCAACAUCAAUAUCAUCAUCGUCAACAGCGCCAAACGCCUCCUCAGGAUCUCAAACAUCCUUUUCCUCCUCAUCCUCCACAACUGCCAAUUCAUCAUGUUCUUCUGCCACUGUGACUUCAUCCUCUUCGGUGGUGGUCACUGCAAUACCCGCCACCGUAGCCACCAAUACCACUUACACCACAGCUCAAAGCAAAAAACGUACAAUAGCUCCUUAUCUAGCAAAUGCUGAAAUCACUACUAAUCCCUCAACAGCCAAAAAAUCACGCUUAAACAAUAGCCAUGGCUCAGGGCCCCCAGAUAACACACAUGCCACUACUUUAGCGCAUAAUAGCAAUAAUACGGGAGCUAAAAGACUGAAAGCAGCCGCUUUAGAAGAGUCACAAACCAAAAUUACUGGUUAUUUUAAAUCGCAAAUGAAAGCACAAAUGCAGGCCAAUCAUAGUAAAGCCUCUAGUGUGGUCUCCGCCAGUUUGGCCUCUUGCAGUGCUAAUAAUUCCAUAACCACGAAUGCUUUAACUAUGAGUGCUCCCGCUACCACCGCUUCUCUUAAUAAAUAUUUCAAUAUUUUGGCUCAAUUAAAGGAAAACAAUAAACAGGUCUCGCACAGCAGUAAUACCGCCAAUCAGGCUUCGGCAAAAAGCAACAAUAACUUUAACAGUAUAGCUAACACACCACAAAAUACAAAACCGGUGACUAGCGCCCACAAUCUAAAUACUUUGCCCAGUAUCACCACAGUUAAUGCCAACUCGAAUCCUGUCGGCGGCGCUUCAGCAGCCAAUACAUUUGUGGCUUCCACUAGCAAACCAGCUGUUAACAAUUUGUCCAUACAACCUGUGCCAAUGCCUGCAUUAAAGAAAAUCGAACGACCCAAACCUACCAAAAUAGCCCAGGUGGCUCCUAAUUUAAGAAAAACUCCCUCCAAUAGCCAUCAUUCGUAUCAUCAACAUUCUGGCGCUAACACAGGGAAAUCUCCCGCCAAAAAGCAUGUGGCCAUAGCUCCACGUACACCCGAAAUGAAACAACAAAUGCAGCAGCAACAACAGCAGUUAAUGGCUAGUAAACAGGACAACAACAACAAACAUCCUUUAACAUUAAUGGCUGCUCCCGCCUCAACAACAACAAACACACAAUUAACUGCAACAGCAGCAGCUGGGGCAACUACAGCUAAUGCUGCACCAGCGGUUUUAUUAACUGCCAUACGUUUGCCUACCAACCCCACCAACAACAUACAAACGUCAACGGCCCAAGCAUUAACGGGUAAAUUGGCCACUACUGCCAAUAAACUAACAAACUCCUCCUCGAACUCACCAUCAACAGUGGCCGCCUCUGCCACCAAUAAUGCUCUAACGGCAGCGCCACCACCUCCACCUCCCGCCACAGCCACUACGUUAUAUCAAUUGCCCGCCGUACAAUUACCAAAUCUAGUCCAAUUGCCUCAACUAUUGGCCGCCAAUGGAGCCAAUAUUAUGCAAUUAAACAAUCUAGCCACGGCAGCCAAUAUGGUGAAAAACGCCCAAGCUAAUAACACACAGAAUCCCAACAACACAGCCGGCAACAAUCAAACACAAUCUACCCAACAGGCGGCACAGGCAGCAGCGGCUCAAAUCUUUUUAAAUGGCACUGUUUUUAAACUGCAACAGUUUACAACAGCCACAACAACUACGGCCACUUCGGCCGCCAUGGCAGCCCCCACUAAUACAGGCAACCCUUUUAAUCUUUUGAGUGCUGCUGAUCUGCAAGAUUUGCUAAUCAAACAGCAGCAGCAACAACAGUUACAGCAAUUGCAACAACAAAAAGCCAAUUUAAAUACUUUAACAGCGGCGGCCUCAGCUAAUAGUUUUCAGGAAAUAUUCCAGCAACAAAUAGCCGCCGCCAUAGCUGCUAAUCAGCAGCAGCAACAGCAGCAGGCUCAACUGCAGCAAUUGCAGAGACUAGGAGCAGCUGCUAAUAUACAACAGCAACCGGUUUUUAUGGCCACACCAGCAGGUCUUUUACUUAAUGCUGCUUCAUUGCCGGCCAUGUUGGCUCAGGCGGCAGCUGCCUUGGCAGUUAAUCAUCAACAACAGCAGCAACAACAACAGCAACAAAAGGCCAUAGCAUUGCCGGCCUUGCAACCCAUACAACCGGCUCCUUUACCGGCUUUAAGUUCAAUUUUUGCUCCUCCUCCUCCACCAGCGCCUCAAACUGGGGAACAACAACAACAACAACAGCAGGAUUUGCAGCAACAACAACUACAACAAUUGGCUUUGGCUCAACAGCAAUUUAUUAACAGCAACCAACCUCCUCCCUUGGCCACAGUGGCUUUAACUAAUGCAGCACAACAGCAACAGCAACAACAAUUAACGCACAAUACUAACUGCAACAAUAACUCAAAUAUCAAUACAAUCUCGAAUAAUUUAACAGCAACUGCAACAAGCCAGCAACAACAGCAGCAGCAGCAGCUAAACACCACUAACCCAACCCUAAUGACAGUAGCAACAGCCAAUAAUAUAAACAACACAACGACGACAACGACGACAACAACAACAACCAACAACACUGCCAAAUUGGCAAUAGUAAAAGCCAAUAACAACAAUGUUUUAGCCACUAACUAUACAACCUUAAGUUCUCAACCACCACCCUUAGUUACCAUAUCAAAUAGAGGCAACACUGGAGCUAACUCACUCAACUCGAAAGCCCAACAAAAUAACCCCAAACCGUAUCAAAAACGUCAAACAAAUGGAAAACAACAGACCCUAAGUGGGAAAUCGGUUAAUAAAUCACCGGGAGGUAAAAUAACCACAGCCUCAGGUAAAAUAAUAGCUACGCCAACAACACCGCCUCCACUGGUGCCCACACUAACAGCCAAUCAACAGCAACCGGUAGCCUUGACCUCAGCCCCUGCCAAGGGCGUCAGGGCAACUAAUUUAACCAAAUCCCAUAGUAGUGUCAAUAGUAAAAUGCCUACACCCGCUUUGGUAAGCAUUUCCAGCACCAGUACUACUGCCAUACAGCCCAAAACAACGCAAUCUUUAGGCUCGAAUAGUGUUACCAUAAGUCCGGUAAUGUCGGCCACCAAGACAACACAAUUGGUUAAUAUAGCUCCCAAACUAACAACAGCCAGCAGUACGCAGACCAUGGUGGCUAUGAAAACGGGUAAUCUAAUGAAUUUAAGCAGCAGCAGCAGCAACACUUCUUCCUCAGCUGUAACAAAAACCAAAGUAAGCGUGAGCUGCAGCAGCAGCAGUAGUGUGAACACAAAACCUGUCAUUUCAGCUAGUUCAGCCACCACCACCACCAACACCACCACUCCCACAGAUCUCUUUGAUUUAGUUAAAAACUCUAAUGGAGCUAUAAGUAUAACACCAGCUCCUGUUAUAGCAGCAGCAACCGUAGCCGCACCAGCUAGCUUUAAUUUAAGCUCCAACUUUGUGCAAAGCAAUAACUUUAAAAAUAUUAGCAGCAGCUGCACCAGCAACAACACCACUACAACCUCCACAACUUCGCUUAAAACUUUGGAAAGUUUAAGUAAAAUUAAAGAUGAACCUGUGGACGAUUCCCUAAGCCAAACGUGCAUAAACAAGGAAAAGGAUUUGGUUAAAUGUGAAAAUCCUAUUACCUUCACAGGACAAAUUCCGGGCAAUUUGAAAAUCAAACAAGAACAGGAUGUUUUAAGUACCAAUCAUGAGCUACAAGAAACAGUCCAACCUAAUAACUUACUCAAUAAUGAGUGUUCUUCUUCUUCCUCCUCCUCCUCAUCAUCAUCGUCUUCAUCAUUUAGUUCAAAUUCCAUAACAGUAUCUUCAGCAGCCGAUUUAUCGCUAGAGGCCUCUACACCAGCCUCCAUAACUAGCUCAGAGCCUCAUUCACCGCCCUGCUCCAUAUUGUCUCCUUUAAAUAACAACUGUGCAAACUCAGUGACUCCCAAUCCCUGUUCAAACUCCAACUCUUUAAGUGAUUCGAAUUCCUCAAAUUCCUGCGCCAUGGGAGCCUCUUCAAGGGAUAUGCUCAGCGAAAUGGUUACCUCUACUUGCAUAUCCUCCGAUUCCUCGGAGGCUAGUAUAAGUGUAACACUAACGGAGAAUGAGGAAAGUAAAUUGAGUUUGACAGAAGAUAAGUCCGCUAGCUGUAGCCAAGAAAAUGAUAAACCCUCACGGGAAGUUAAUACACCCGAAUCGGGUAUUGGUGGCAGUCUUAGUAAUACCGAAAGUAUGGAUUCUUCUUCCAAAUCUUCAAGUGGUGAAAUUUCCUCUUCACAUUCAUCUUCGGAAUCCACAUCAUCGGAUAUACUCAACUCUCCUGCUUCAUUACAAUCCGAACCACAAACACCACCCGCUACACCCAUGAUACAGGACACCAUCAGCAAUGAGGAAUCACAAAAUGAAACCUCCUCCUCUCUAACUUCCUCGCUAACGCAGCCUCAACCAUCCUCAGAUUCGAACUCCAAUUCGAAACAAUCAUCAACUUCCUCCAGCUUAACGUCUCUACAAUAUUUUGAUUUACUCUCCACCACCAUAGAUACGGAAGCCUUUACAAAAGAUGCACCCAAAUGUGCCAUCUCACCCAUACUCUCACAACCCAAAACCAUACGUUUUCCCGCCAAUGGUGGUAAAGGUAAUAAACGACAUGAUGGUGUCUGCUAUUGGCAUAAAUGCAAUAAGAAACAUGAUAGCAAUUCCAAGCUAUUGGAUCAUAUGCAACAUCAACAUGUUAAUACCCAAACGGGACCCUUCUCCUGUCUCUGGGUGGGUUGUAAGGUAUAUCAAAAGGAAUCCUGUUCACGUAGGUGGCUGGAAAGACAUGUUCUCUCGCAUGGCGGUUCUAAGCAAUUCAAGUGUAUUGUUGAGGGUUGCGGUUUAAGAUUUGGUUCUCAGUUGGCUUUACAAAAGCAUGUUAACAAUCACUUUACCGCCACCGAAAAUAAGGAAAGCACUAAUAAACGCACUUCAGAUCCUCCGGUACCCAAGCAAUUGCGUAAAAAUGGCAAAAAAUUACGCUACAGACGUCAACCAUUUUCCGCCCGCAUGUUUGAUUUCUUUGAUGCUGGCAUUAUGGAGGGUUUACAACAUCGUUUACGUCAAAUUUCUACUUUAACCAAUGGCUGUAAUUCAAUUACAUUCCAAGGUCGAUGUAUUAUGAAACGUAAAAACUUUGCCGGAAAUAUGGAAUGUUUUGUUCAGUGGUCACCAAGAGAAAUAAUUUCCGAUGAAUGGCUGCCCGAGUCAACGGAACCUUUCCUGAAAACUGUAAAUAUUAAACAAAUGAAACCAGCUGAAAAGAAUAAAGUUGAAAGUCUGCUAAUGACAGCCUACAAAAUGCCCUAUUCACCAACUAUCUUUGAAAAUGAUUAUGCAUUAAGUCAACAAUAUCAGCGAACGAGUGAAAAACAGGAUAAAGAACAAGAAACUGAGAAUGAUAAUGACGAUGAAGAAGAAGAAGACGAGGAAGAUAAUGAGGAGGAAGAUGAAGAAGAGGAAGAUGCCACCACAACGGCCGAAACAAUAUCAAGUUAUCAAAAUGUUUUAACCAUAACCAAUAUACAAAUGCAACAACGUAAAAAACAUCCUAGAAAACCACAAAAUCGUAUUAUAAUAACACGUUAAGAGAGUAAAAUAGAGAGCGAGAGAGAGAUGUCGCUCUUUUGCUUAAGUGGUGCUGUUUAAGAAAUAAACAAAAACAAAACAACAAAAAGUAUUUCCUGUAACAAAUUAAAGCAACAAAACCCCCCUUUUAGUUGUAAUUUACUUAUUUUAUUUUAUUUUUUUAUAUUAUUGUUUUAAUUUAAAUUAGUUUUUAUUUUUGUAAAUAGUUAUUUUUUAUAUUUUAUAUAAAAUUGUAAAUUUUUUUUAUUAAAAAAAAAGUAGUAAAAAAACUUAAAUUUAGUUUUAAUUAAGAUUUUUUUAAACUAAACUUUUCUUUUGAAAGACAAACGAGCCACAGUGACAACAUUUAGUUUUAAUUUUAUUUUUUAUUAAAAAAAUUUUCUUUAUUAUAAAAAGAAAUUUUCUUAUAAUUGAUGUAGUAGCCAGGUGAUAUGAUAUUUUUAUUAAAAAAAUCCACACACAAUUUAAUUAAAUAAAAAAAAAACGUAAAAAAUAAAUGUCGUAAAAUGUAAAAAAAAGUUUUUAAUAAAUGUGCGUAAAUCAAUAGGCAAUAUCACUGCCAUAUAUUUAAACAAAAAGAAAAAAACCCAACCCUGUAUGUAAUAUUAUUAACAAAAACACUCAAAAAUAUUAUUAAUUAAUUUAAUUUAUAUAAUAAAAAAAAAACAAAAAACAUACAAAA
This is a messenger RNA of Lucilia sericata (common green bottle fly), 7196 nucleotides long. RefSeq names its product zinc finger protein jing (gene jing). The record is from RefSeq and is a predicted model, not a curated record. Gene Ontology annotation, cellular component: ESC/E(Z) complex. NCBI's taxonomy places the organism in Eukaryota, Metazoa, Arthropoda, Insecta, Diptera, Calliphoridae. The transcript has 5 exons. The coding region runs from base 536 to 6514 and encodes 1992 amino acids. Gene Ontology annotation, biological process: regulation of transcription by RNA polymerase II.